UUAGGGGGGCGUUUCAAUACGGUUCAAGUAUGUUUAUGCAACAAGGAGACCAUUGCAGAGGACAUACUACGGAGUGAAGGUUUGCUGGGGAGAAAAUAGACAUUAUAACAUUUAGCAGCAACACAAUUUCCUUUUGUCCUGCACAGCAUGUGUGAAUUUCGUAGAACGUGAACAUUCUGUUCUCAAUGAAGCGGAGGAACCGAAGAAGUUGGUCUCCGUCUCAGAGGAAGCAGUUCUGAGAGCACAGACAUGGCGGCGUCCUUCCUCCAUACAGGACGUCGCAGCUGUCUGCAGGGUCUGCAGGUGGCGAUGUGGAGCAGACUGGGUCCUCACGCAGCACUCAGCUCCACUCCUGCAGACAGCAGGACCAGGAGGACACACAUUAAGAAGGCCAAACCUCAGCCUGCUGUUGACAUCGCCAAGCUGCUGCAGAGUCUGCGUUCUACCAAGACAAACAAAUCUACAGACACAGCCCCCUCUGCGGCCGCUGCGGCUGGGAGUCAUUCAGGGCAUCCUUCCCCUGACCCCCACCCUAUCCCCCAGCCUGACCUUGUCCCGGUCCCUGAUCUGCACCCUUCAAGGCCAGACAAAGACCUCAGGGCGGAGCCUGUAGAAGAUCUUUCUCCCCUUAGGGCGGAGCCUGUAGAAGAUCUUUCUGCCCUUAGGGCGGAGCAUGUAGAAGAUCUUUCUCCUCUUAGGGCGGAGGCUGUAGAAGAUCUUUCUGCCCUUAGGGCGGAGCCUGUAGAAGAUCUUUCUGCCCUUAGGGCGGAGCCUGUAGAAGAUCUUUCUGCCCUUAGGGCGGAGCCUGUAGAAAAUCUUUCUCCUCUUAGGGCGGAGGCUGUAGAAGAUCUUUCUCCCUUUAAGGCAGAGCUUGUAGAAGAUCUUUCUCCCCUUAAGGCAGAGCCUGUAGAAGAUCUUUCUCCCCUUAGGGCGGAGCCUGUAGAAGAUCUUUCUCCCCUUAGGGCGGAGCUUGUGGAAGAUCUUUCGCCUCUUAGGGCAGAGGCUGUAGAAGAUUCUAUUACAGCUAGACCAGCUGCCCCAGUUACCCCUGAACUGCCCUCUGACACUACCAUAGCUACACCAACUGCAGUUGAAGCAGAAGUUGCAACUGAGACAGAACCAGCCACAACGUCUGCAUUUGUCCUAGGACAUGCCCUAUCUGCUUUGAAGGAAACUACAGUUACCCCUAUAACAGAGGAGGAGGUAACCGUUUUAACUUUCACCCCAGAAGUUUCCUCAGAACAAGAUUUUGUUGACCCAGAAGUAACCCUGAAAGUUGCCCCAGUAGUAGUCACAACUGCCCCUGUAGUAUCUGCAGUUGCCCCAGUAGAGGUGGAAGUUCUCCCAGUGGAGGUCACUACCGCUCCUGUACAGACUGAAGUUACCCCAGUAGAGGUCACAGCUGCUCCUAUAGUAGCUGAAGUUGCACCUGUAGAAAUCACAAUUGCCCCAGUUGAUGCUGACGUUGCCCUGGUAGAGGUGGAAGUUGCCCCAGUAGAAGUCACAAUUGCCCCUGUAGAAGUUGAAGUUGCCCCUGUAGAGGUUACAAUUGCCCCAGUAGAAGCUGAAGUUGCCCUGGUAGAGGUGGAAGUUGCCCCAGUAGAGGUCACAACUGCCCCUAUAGCAGCUGAAGUUGCACCAGUAGAGAUCACAAUUGCCCCAGUAGAUGCUGAAGUUGCCCUGGUAGAGGUGGAAGUUGCCCCAGUAGAGGUCACAAUUACCCCUGUAGAAGUUGAAGUUGCCCCAGUAGAGGUCACAGCUGCCCCUGUAAAAGCUGAGGUUGCCCGAGUAGAGAUCACAAUUGCCCCUGUAGAUUCUGAAGUUGCCCUGGUAGAGGUGGAAAUUGCCCCGGUAGAGGUCACAAUUGCCCCAGUAGAAGCUGAAGUUGCCCUGGUAGAGGUUGAAGUUGCCACAGUUGAGGUCACAAUUGCCCCUGUAGAAGCUGAAGUUGCCCCAGUAGAGGUCACAGCUGCCCCUGUAGAAGCUGAAGUUGCCCCAGUAGAUGUCACAGCUGCCCCUGUAGAAGCUGAAGUUGCCCCAGUAGAGAUCACAAUGGCCCCAGUAGAUGCUGAAGCUACUCCAAUAGACUUCACAACUACCCCUGUAGAAGUGGAAGCUGCCCCAGUAGAGUACACAACUGCCCCAGAGGAGCCUAUAGCCACCCCUCCUGUAGACAGAAUUUCCAUGACAACAGACUCACCUGUAGAGAUCAUCAGUGGAGCACCAGUCACCUCUGCUAUUGGGCAGGACCUGGCAGUUGAGGCCGCUAUUGGCCAGCAGAUGGCAGCUAAGGCUCUUAAUGAACUAGCAGCUGAUAGUGCUCUUGGCCAACAGUUAGAAGAAACUGAGGUUGCUAUUGGCCAGGAGAUAGAAGAAACACAGGUUGCUACUGGUCAGGAGCUGGCAUCGGAUGUUGCUAUGGAGCCUGAGCUGGCAGGUUUGACUGCUAUCGGCCAGGUGGCCCCAGUUCCAGAGACAGUAGACCCUGAAGACUCUGUGAUGCUGGGACCAUGUGAUGGAGAACCAGGAGACUCUGGAGCCCAAGACACUCCUGAGGACGGUCUGGAUCCGAUUCAGAAGAUCUUCCUGGACAAGAUCAGAGAGUACAACACCAGGAGCCAAGCUUGUGGGGGUCUGGUGGAGGCUGGAACAGAGUUUGAGAAAGCCCUGUUAGAGGAGAGAGUGAAGCUCCAGCGUCUGUUUGGGGGCGGAGACCUCAGCCAGUUCCCCGAGUUCUCCUUCCCAGAUCCCCCUCUUGAUGAGGUGUCCCCUAAAUAACCAGCUGUCUUCUUCACUUUUCUUCUAAAAGACCUCUGGGGAAAAACGGUUGAUAAAAUUUCAACAGAAUGAA
Molecule: messenger RNA, 2851 nt
Organism: Hypomesus transpacificus
Lineage: Eukaryota; Metazoa; Chordata; Actinopteri; Osmeriformes; Osmeridae
Product: zonadhesin-like
Exons: 6
Coding region: 250-2778 (842 amino acids)
Biological process (GO): proton motive force-driven ATP synthesis
Molecular function (GO): proton transmembrane transporter activity
Source: RefSeq, a predicted model, not a curated record